This is a messenger RNA of Scedosporium apiospermum, 1164 nucleotides long. RefSeq lists its product as uncharacterized. Gene Ontology annotation, molecular function: protein-phosphatidylethanolamide deconjugating activity. The record is from RefSeq and is a predicted model, not a curated record. NCBI's taxonomy places the organism in Eukaryota, Fungi, Ascomycota, Sordariomycetes, Microascales, Microascaceae. The transcript has 4 exons. Bases 1 to 1164 code for a protein of 387 amino acids.
AUGGCGACGGUCGACUUCAGUCGCUAUCGGCGAAUAGUACAGAGGUUCUGGGACCCCGAGCCAACGAACGAUACCGCCGUUGACCAGCCUGUCUGGUGCCUUGGGUCAUCAUACACCCUCGCAGAGAGUGCUCGCCUGGCCGAAACUAGUGUUUCGCCCGUACUAUUACCAUCAUCGUCCGCGUCGUUUGAUGCCGGUUCUCGGUCCGCGGAGAGGCCGGAACCUCCAAGGGACCAGCCAGAAGCAUGCCCGGAGACUGAUCCUUCGAGCCAUCCUCCAGCUCCACGGUCUGAUGGCCAUGAUGGAGAGGGGGGUUGGCCUCCUCUUUUUUUAGAUGAUUUUGAAGCUAAAUUAUGGAUGACUUACCGCUCUGGGUUCGAACCCAUUCCCCGCUCAUCACACCCCGAUGCCUUCUCCGCCCUUUCGUUCUCCAUGAAGAUGAAGAGCCAGCUGGCGGACCAAAAUGGUUUCUCUUCUGACAGUGGCUGGGGUUGCAUGAUUAGAUCUGGGCAGAGUCUCUUGGCCAAUGCCAUGUCCAUACAGCGUCUAGGAAGAAGUACGGUAUACUUCCUUGGUCCAGCUCCCAUGCCUGCGCUAACAGGCGGCUACAGGGCACUAGUAAACGAGAACGAUGAGGGUCUCCGAGUCUACUCGACUGGAGACGGCCCCGACGUGUACGAGGAUGAAUUUAUGAAUAUCGCGAAACCACAAGGCGGGCGAUUCAGGCCUACGUUAGUCCUCGUUGGCACAAGGUUGGGGAUUGACAAAAUCACCCCGGUAUACUGGGACGCUCUUAUCGCUUCACUCCAACUACCGCAAUCCGUAGGGAUAGCUGGGGGCCGUCCAUCCUCUUCCCACUACUUCAUUGGCGCACAGGGUCCCUAUCUUUUCUAUCUAGAUCCGCACCACACUCGGCCUGCCCUGCCCUACUAUCCAGACCCGCAGCAGUACUCCGAUGAGGAGGACGAGGACGACUGGUUUGAAUGGAGAAAGUCAAUCAAGCAUGUUCAGGGAAAGGCAGUAAUAUCGGUCUCGGAUCACAACCCCCUAUCUAGUCGCAGUAGUGACGGCCAUGCAACCGUCGAUGAUGUCCAGUCGCUAAGUGAGGAUGAGCACGACGCCGAGGAAGUUGUUGAUGACGAAGGCGUCAUGGUUCUGAGCUAG